ACCUCGGUGACGUCAGAUCGACGUAGCGCUUCCUGGUUACCGCAGAGCUAAGCUAGCAGUGGGUCCGCUCCUCGGGUUGUUGAUGUUGCUCAGUGGGGUAAUUCAGAGGCGCUUUCCCCGGAGUUUGAGUGAGUGACAGACGGACCUUUUGAUCACGCUUCCAUCCUUAAUCCUCCGGGAUGUCUUACCUGGAGAAACCGUCCCCCGGUCGGCUGCUGUUGGACGACACCGUCCCUCUGACGGCGGUGAUCGAAGCGAGCCAGAACCUGCAAUCUCACACGGUAAGUCUGAACUAGAACUACCAGUCUCUUGAGCGUUAACAGCCUAAUAUUUUACCAGUAAAAUAUUACUUAAAGGUCAAAAAUGGCUAAAGGAUACCUCGCUGCCAAUACCUUUCAAAUAAGUGUUUAAAAGACUGCGUUUGGGUUCAUCUCUGCGUCACUGGAUCCAUUAUCGGACACAGAUGUUGACACCCAUUUUUUUAAUUUUCUGUAACCUAAAACUGCCCCUUUACUAUAACGUGUUUACGUGAAUACUAGAUAAGUCUAUGAAAACACAUUUGACCCAUACUCAGUAUUUUAAAAUGUUUCAGCACCUUAUAGCGUACAUCUCAUCUCAAAUGGUAGCUGCUAACCGACUCUGAAUCUGAAUCUCUGGCAUUGAUUAAAUCAUUUCCUGGAAGCUUGUCUGCCUCUAGAUAACUGCAGAUUUCAAAGGAUUAAACCUCGAACAUUGACAUAGACUACGUAAAGGCCCAGGAGCCAAAACUAUGCCUGUAAAGCAGCUAAAACCGUCGACAGUGCGUUUCUUCACCUCCGCAAUGAAGAAUUUCUCUAGAAGAAAUCCCUAUUUAAUUGUUUCCUAAAUUUAAACGUUUUGUACAAGCUACUAAGAUGAUAUUUAAUUUUUCUUUUGACAACGAUGACUUGCUUAAACAUCCGGCAUAUAUCAGCUUCACCGUGAACGUUUAGUUUUAUUACUGAUGGCUGACAAUGACGGUAUUUGCCUGCAUGAAUCUCGGACCACUGAAGACCUUGGAUGGAAACUCGGAGAUUUCAUAUAAACAAACGUUGCUUCAUUGAUGGAAAAAAGUACCGUUAAGCAUAUUUUCAUAAAAACAUAACUCGCAUAAUCUCAAUCUGCAGAAAUUUGGGGAAUCCAAUAAAUAAUCGGAUUUUCAACUGGAGUUUGGCGCGGCAUAUUUUUCAACAUUAGCAUUUUACGUUGAGAUACUGUAAGACUUUCUCUGAAUUUUAAAGUUUUGUGACUUAAAGUUACAUUUGUAUAAUGAAAUGUAACUUUCAAAGACCAGAUAACCUUACAGAAAACAUAUAAGGGGGACAUCAGUGGUGUGUCCGAUAAUGGGCUCAUGAGUAAGGGGGUUUGUUGUUGACAGUCCGGCUGAAAUCAGCUGAGGUAGCAGUUAGCUUAGCAUGCUAAUGUCAGGCCGUUAAAGAUGCUGUAGCAAUUAUAAAACAGAACAAUAUCAUAGCAGGGUUAACCAAAGAGGAUGGUUAUCAUGACUGUAUUUGUAUAAAUUCGUUACUACUGUUUCUGUUGUGAGAAGUCUGCUCUGAAAAUCUGCCAAAACAACAGCCAACCUGUCACUCAGAGGUCAAUAACUGCUGAUUUCUGCGAUACUAACCAUGUCAGAUGACUUAGCAGGAUUUCCUAACCUGUCAGCAGCUUCAAAACUGAUGUAAUACAUUGAGUGGAAGCCUAUACACACUUACACACUGUCAAUUUCGUGUCAGUCACCAAUUGAAAGUCAGUCAUUAACCAAAGUGAAGAGUGUGAGGUACAUUUGUAUUAUCUUAUUUUAUUACAAAUCCAUUGCUAUAUCACACAUGUAUGUUUCUUGUCCAUUUGUCCAGAUGUGAAAAGUAAACACACGACCACCCACUGAGCAUUUUUGGUCUAAAAGAGGUCUAAUAGACGUCUAAGUGUAGUCUAGAUGACUGGUCUAAAAUCAGGCUACCACAGAUCUAAAAAUGAACGUUUUCAGACGUCUAAAUUUAGACCGAGUUUAGACUUGCCAGCUAACAGAGGUCUACCAGUAUAUUGCUCAACGGCUAUCAUAAUUAUUUUGGUUUAGUACUUGGAGAUCAGUUAUGCAACUCACAGUUGCUUUUUGAAAUAAAUACUUAUCAAAUAGCGGGUUAAAGUGCAACGUCUAAAUUCCGUCUACAGAUAUACAGAAUCUAGACGGUUGAAAUUAGGUCUAACAAACAACUAGAUGUCUAAUAGCCGUCUAUUGCUCAGUGAGCACUAUAAAAUUUCUGUGUAUUUGAUUUGUUCAGAAACUCUGCUCUGUUUGCCUGUGAUUCUGAGUCAGUUCUGAACACUUCCUGUUAUCUCUUGAUUUCAAAGCUGGUUUCAUCCUGGUGACGAGAUUAAUCUGCUGAUCAAGAAAACAAAACAUUAAACUGGUUUCCAUUUUAGACCAGACCCUGACAUGCUAUGCGACUGUUCUUAUGCAAAUCACGUAAGACAAACCCUAAGACAAACCCAUGUCUGUGUUUGCUUCCUGUUUUUGCAGCUUUGGUAUCAUGUGUAAUUAUUAUCUGACAUGAAGUAAAGGUCUUGUAAAAGCAGCUGAGGUUAAUUUAUUACUUCAGAAAAGAGGAAUACAUAAAAUAUAACGAUGCACGUCCAGUCCACUCAGGACGUGUUUUCUGUUAAACAAAAGGCAUCAGGGAAUCUGCUGACAUCGACUUUGCCCACUUUCCCAAACUCUCAUCUGUAUUACUCACGGUGUGGAACUUAUUUGAUUAUUUUACAUGUUAAUGAACAUGAGGAAAGUGAUUGUGGAGCACUUAAGAGGCAGCUUGUUGUUGGUAACACAUCAAACUAUAAGACUUGACAAAGAAAUGUGGACUCUACAUUAAUCACACAGUCUGUUUAUUCAGGUUUGAGCUGGUUGCAGCACCGGUUCGGUGUUCUGCUGCGUCACUAUUGUUAAAUAUUUUUAUUUUUAACUGCGUCCACGGGCAAAAGUAUUGCAGGCUGAAGGUCAGGACCAGGCUGACAAACUUGAUUCAAGUAGAGAAUUAGCAGAAGUGAACACAAGCUCCUUUAAAUAUCACUUUUAGCCAAGAAGACCAUUCAAAGGGCUUCAAAAUACAGGCAUUAGACCAAGAUAUACAAGAAGGGAAAGAGGGUUACAAAGAUGGAUUAGACCGCACUGGCCUCGCCACUCGCCGAUGGUCUAUUUGCAUACAGGAUGGCUUCCUGUUUACACCCUGAGUAUGGAUUGUUUGUGAAACUGCCCAGAGCACCUACACGAGAGGGUGAAUGCAGGAUUAGAGCAGGAACCCGAAUCUGUCUGCGGGAUUUAGACUGUGAGAGGAUUAAAUCUGGAGAAUUCCAUGUUUACAUCAGAGUUCCUGUUUUCUCACUUUCAUUUGGUGGUUUUGAACCUUUUACUCCAAGAUUUCAUCAUGACAAAGACGGCGUGAUAAUAACCUUUUAAUUGAAACGUUAAGAUCAGUUUAUUUUGGUCAGUGUCCCUCCAGCAAACACACAAACAACAGGCAAACAAACUGUAAUACACCGAGGGACUCAAUCAUUAAGAAAAAGAAUAGAAGUGUUAUACAAACCAGUCGAUUAAUACUAAUUCUUUAAAGAACGAUUAGGACAUUAUACCUCUGAGACUAUAAUUCAGUGUAACAAAGAAAGUUGUGUAACAUUAUACUCAGAUUUUUCAACCAUUUUAAUCAUUAACUCACUUUCACAUAAUGAUCCGUAGCUUUUAUAUUCAUGUUCAGCAUGUUUGUGACUUUUUCUGAUUUUGAAAACUAUGAAUAAAUGACUUUCAAGAAGACGUUUUUCCACCUUGUUUGUCCUUAACUUACUCUGUUAAUGACUUUGACUUCCUCUCACCAGAUUUUUGACAUAACUCUUAAAAUGCUUCCAGCUGACAGGGUGUCGAAUAUUUAACUACAAACUGUUACAACAAUCAGAAUCUGAAAAGAAUAAUGUUUCCCUUCAGUGCUAGCUUCCUGAUUAAUAUUUACAUUUCAAUCACGUUAUGAGUUUUUAAAAAUGCUUAAUUAUGUAUUUUGUUCACCUCUCUUAGGAGUACAUCAUCAAAGUCCAGAGGGGCGUGUCUUCAGAGAACAGCUGGCAGGUAAAUGAACCAAUCACAGCCUCCCAAUAGAAAAGUUUUUAUAUGCAGUGAUGAGAUACUUCCUUGAACUCAUAGUUGGAGCCUGCAAGUGGAUGCUGCAUUGGUGGUGGUGCUUCUGCAGGGCAGUAUUGGCAGCAACACAGCAGAAACGAUUGGCUGAAAAUACAGUACACCAUCAAACUGUUGGGGAGGGGGGCAGGGGGGUUAGUGAGGUGAUUAAUAGGAGACGCAGUCCACAUGAGCUACGCUGCAGAUGCUCACAGGGAGCACAAACAGGUUUUGAGGUCGGUCAAUCAGUUUGUUCGUAGAAGUAUCGACUUACUGAAAUGCCUGUUGGACUGAUGAGGCUGUGCAAUGAGAAGAGUCAUUUUGUCUUUGUGUGUUACAGGUCAUACGGCGUUACAGUGACUUCGAUGUCCUGAACAGCAGUCUGAUGGUGAGUUUCACGUCUGUCAGCCUUCAUUCACAGCUCAGGAUGAUGAAAAACCAACAGAAGGGCAGCAGAUGAUUGUGCAAAGUGUGUGCAGACAUUUUGGAGCCUGUGCCAGAGUUAUGUCCAAUGCACAUUUUCUCUUGUUCGUGCAUUAUCAACGUCAGGCUGAACUGAAGUGUUUGUCUUGUAGCGCUACCUGAUGAGUAUUGUGCCUGAGCUGCUGUGUCGGUUUUUGUGUGUCCCCAUGAAAAACCUCUGAGCAGGACAUUGAUCCACUUUCCUCUGCUGCAGUAAUGAUGGAGCAGUGAUAUGAAUAAUUGAUUAGUGCAUUUACACAGUUGGUAGUUUUUUUCACCUUCUCCUUCUGCAUUCAGCAGUUGUGAAACUUUCUCUGUGAACUCUUUCAUUUCUGUCUCAUGUCACUAUUUGCUAAGUUUACAAAAUCAACUUCUUUGUGUCAGCAGCUUUUGUCAAGUUUUAGAUUAGUUGUGUGAUGCAAAAACCGUCUGUGUAUUUUGGCACGCUCAUGGCUGCGUUAGGAAACCUAGAGUUCACUCACACAGGUGAUAACCAGUGUGGUGUAACCAUGCAGCAAGAUGUCCAUGUAGAUUCUCAUUCAUCCAGGUCAUGGUUUUCUUGAGGACUCCAAAAUCAGGCAACUGGACUGUGUAGAGUUGAGAAGACGUUUCGCCUCUUAUCCAAGAAGCUUCUUCAGUUCUCUCAGGGGGGAACACCCGGAGAUGGGUUUCUACGACCCAUUCUUUCCAACUCCUCCCUGUCGUUGUCUGUAAGAUAAAUAUCUGCUCCUCACACUCCUCACGCAAUAUUUAGAACUGAAGAAGCUUCUUGGAUAAGAGGCGAAACGUCUUCUCAACUCUACACAGUCCAGUUGCCUGAUUUUAGAGUCUUCAAGAAAACAUGCAGCAAUUUGUUUUUUUUGUCGGGCUGGGUCUCAGUGGCUCAGGGAGAACGAUAAUAAGCCAGGAUUUCAGUUAGGAGACAAAUGUUUCGGUGGGUGACGGACUGACACAAAGAUUUCUAAGUGCUGAUCCACAGUAAAAAAAAAGAGACAUUUGUAGUGUCUUAUUUUCACUCAAUGUAAAGCCCCCUCACACCCCUCAGUGGAGUGUUGAGAUGAUAUCCAGGAUGGCGGUGGAAACAACAGAGUCCAAAGCUUUUUGCUUUUAUGUCGAUGCUAGAGCUGCACAGUAAAAUAUGUCAAUAUCACAAUAUUUACCUUUUAAGAAACACAAAAAUCUUGAUUUCUUGCUGUAAAUAAGGAAUUCAUUGAAUAUAUUCAGUCAGUGUUUUCUUCUUGUACAUGUGUGAAAAGGCCUUUGCACGGUGCACGUUUGAUGCAGCUGUGACGCUCAUUGAAACCCUGCAGAGACCCUCUGUGGCUGACAUUGGCUCAGUCUUUUUCAUGUGUGUUGAAGGUUGAUGUGCAAACUUUAACAGUUUCUUUAAGAUCCACCGUUGUUUAUACGAAAGAGGGUUUUUAUUGACAGAAGAAGUCCCUCCCUGAUGUGCCACAACACUCAGAACAUGUUCUUGCAACAUAAUAUUUGUGUUGUUACAACAUAAACCACAGGAAGCUGGUUACUGCAAAUGUCACUCUUUAAGUUUUGUAAUGAUGUUAUACUCAGCUCGUCUUGGCCAACUGAAACUUCCUUUUUCGAGAGAGUGGAGUGGCAGCUGUGGUUAGGACAUCCUCCAGUCUUUGCUGUUGUGUCAUAGAGAAACUCUGCUGUGAGGAACAGUCUGAUUAUCAUUCCUCUGUUAGUGAGUUUUUAAUAAUGACAUUUUUUUUUCACUUCAGUUCUCAGUAUCAUUAUGAGAACCAAGCGCUUUUCCACUGUGAUGAAAGACAUUCGGUAUUGUAUCAUAAUCAUGAGAAAACAGUGGGUGAGGUGGAAGAAUAGAUGAUGGAAGUUUAACACUGUACAGAUGAAAUGUCUCAGCUCUUUAACCCUUUUUGCUUCACCCUGAGGAGAAUUUUUGCUGAACGGUGCAAAACAAUUAGUUUUUUUUGUGGCGCAGUAGUUUUUUAAAUCAGAAGUGGGAUUCCCUGAUUUCAGAUAAGCUCAAUAUUUUAUUUAAUUAAACUGUUUAAGUUUCCUUGUUAGAAAUGUUGUUAGAAAUGUAACAAACUGAUGUCGUUUUUUAAGGUUAGCUCAAAUUAGGAUUCACGUUUAACCCUCCUAAAAACAUGGUUUUAUGGGAGGCUCUGUCAGCCCAUCCGUCCUCUACUAUAGUCCUUUUUUACAUAAGCUUCAAGUGAUUCCCCAUUAUGAAAUUCCCAUCAUCUUCAGUCCAUUGUAGUAAAACAAACACGCUGUAAUAAGAUUGAAAACACUGCACCUGCUACCAUGAGCACAUCAGCUCUGUCACAGUGAGCAUGCUUGCGUGCUGAUAUAUGCAUUUAGGUCAGACCGCUGCGUCUGAGUGCUGCCUCGUAGUCAGAGCUGCUGGUGUGAUUGUAAACUCUCAGCUUGUUUGGCUCUGAAGUGUGAAAUACUGCAGCAUGAUAUAUAGUAACAACCACAGAUCCACCGAGAGCGGCUCAGAGGGGGAAAGAAAUGGAUCAGUGUGUGACCAGGAGGGUAAAAAAACAAAGAGCAGACAACACAGAAGUGUGUGUCCUGAGUUUAUUAAGUUAAAUUAGUGCUCAACAUUUAUUUCCUAAAAAGUAAAAAAAAAAAAUCUGCUUCUAUUAGGAUCUGCUAUAACUUUAAAUUGCCAGCAGAAAAAUGUGAAAAUAAUCUCCAUGGUUCAAAACAGCAAAGUUCACACAGGUACUACACACCUGGACAUGUAUCUUUGGCGCUAAGUUAAAUGACUUGACUGUUUUAUAUCAGGCCUGAACCCUGUAAGACCAGAGCGGAUACACGUUCGAACAACGUGGACUGGAAUGUAUGUUUUGAACUUCAUUGCCCUUUUCCCUGCUUACAGAUAUUUUUCCAAACCCCUCAGCUGUCAGAGUUACACUUUAAACUGUCAAACCAGGACUCCGGGGUCAAAGACAUUCAAAUGAACUGUAAGAUCUGAGAGCGCAGCUUCCUGUCACCAAUGACGGUUAACCAUUGAUGAGUGUUAAUGUGGGACAAGUAGAUUACAGUGGCCUGUAAACUUCAGGUGCUCCUCUGAGAUGAAAUAAAAUGUGAUUUUGAAUGAUUUUCUCAGUCAAAGACAAAGUGUGUUAACUUCUAAUAAUUUGAUUUUUAAACUGUUUCUAAGCUCCUCACUGCUUUGACAUUUUAACAGAGCGUAAAUAUUUUUUUGUUUUUAGCAGAUUUUCUUCGUAAAAACACAGGAUUAAAAAAAACAAAUAACGGGUGAAUGACGGUUGGCUGGAUGACGGCAUAAAUUUAAGUUAGGGUCAAACACACCAUAACACAGAGUUAGACACCCCCUCGAGAGAUGAAUGUUGCUAAAUGCUUGCUUCUUUAGUUAUACCAGCUGUAGUAACGACCGCAGGAUAGCAAUACACAGCGGUCUCAACGCGCAAACCUUAACCAAAACGCCACUGAACAACAAAUGUUGUUUUCUUGUUUGGCCUCAAUCAAACAAAUGAACAGAGAAGCUUAGCUGUAAACUACUCACAGCUCAUAAACCUCUGAAACUUGUGACCAGGUGAUGCAAGCAAAACUGCAGCAAAACCUCUUAGAUUACGAGUAAUAAAUAAUGUCAGAUUAUGUGGUUUACUCUGUCAUAAUCUCAGCCCUUUAAGGUAUAGAUCUGAUUAUCCUGCACUGACCGUGUGAGGCUGUUUGUUUAAGUGGAGAUGAGGAAGUAAGCAGAUUUUCUGCUGAGGUUUGGUCUGCUCGUUUCCUUUAGGGGUCUCUCAGUGACCCCGACCUCUGUCAGCUCCUGAUCUUCAGUCAACAGGAUGCAGGAAUGUGGGAAACCUGCUGUUUGUCCAUUUCAGAGUCUCUUCUGUCUUUUUACUAAACAUAAAAAUGUUAAAGCUUCUCUCUCUCUCUCUCUCUCUCUCUCUCUCUCUCUCUCUCUCUCUCUCUCUCUCUCUCUCUCUCUCUCUCACUCAGGUGUGUGGCAUCAGUCUCCCUCUUCCUCCCAAAAAACUCAUUGGAAACAUGGACAGGGAGUUCAUCGCAGAGCGGCAGAGAGGACUGCAGGCGUAUCUGGACUCUAUCACCCAGCAUCCUUUGCUCUGCAGCUCUCUGUUCGUGAAGAAGUUCCUGGACCCCAACAACUACUCGGCUAACUACACAGGUUUGUCCCUGGACCUCGGUCUGUAACAUCAUUUUCAUAAAUCCUAAUAAAUUUGAUCGGUGAUAAGAUGAUUUGGUGCCGUCAUCCCUCUUAGAGUUUGGUGAAGUGUACAUGGACAUCAUUAGGUAAAGACAGUGUGGAGAGCGAUAUUCUGUCUGUUAAACAUGUCCCAUCUCUGUCUAAGUGCACUCUUUCUCCCUGUUUGUCAGAGAUCGCUCUGCAGCAGGUCUCCAUGUUCUUCAGGUCCGAUCCAAAGUGGGAGGUCCUGGAGCCUCUUAAAGACAUGGGUAAGACUCUCCCUCUGAAUCUGCAGCUGACUCGAUUGUUUAACAUGACUCUGUAUUGCAUUACUAAUAAUAAAUGCAUUAAUGCAAACAAAAGGUGCAGCCAACUGUUGUUUUUGUAAUAAUCUCACUCUGUUGUCAGAAGUGUUUUUUGUUUUUUUUUUCCACACAAACAUGUUCACAGUUGAAUGUGGUUAAAGACAAAACAAUCACAGAUCCUCUCAUUGAAGUCCUCUGAACUAGAGACUGGAUAACAAUUAUAAAACCACUUUAGUACUUCCUGGUAAACUUUACAUUUAAUCGUGAAUGUUCCAGCUCUUCAGGCGCCACAAAGUACCGUUCACCAGGAAACUACCUGGCUGCGCCGCUGAGUUAGCGUACAUUUACUAAUAUUAGUUACCAUGAGUAACUGGUUAUACUAGACCAGUGAAGAUCGAUGCAGCUGAAUUCCUGAGUCUCUCUCUGAUGUGUUUUGGUGUUUCUUUUACUCAUGAGUCCAACUGUAAAUGUGUAAAUGUAGGAUGUGUUUCCUCUUUGAUAUGAAGCACUUGUUUAAAAGAAUGUUUGUUUGAGUAAAUGUAGAAAACCUUGAAUCUCAUGCUCUCUAAGUCUGAUUUUUUUUUCUUCGGUGGAGCUGUAAAGGGAGUGACGUGUUGUUUGUUUUGUCUCUUCAGGCUGGAGGAUCAGGAAGAAAUAUUUCCUAAUCAAAAACAAAGAGCAGCCAAAGGAGAGAUAUCUGCUGAGCUGGGUGAGUGAAUCAGAAAUCAGAGCUGUGGACUGAUAGUCCUGCUGAUACCAGUCUCUGAAACAUUCAACACAAAAACACAGAGUUCCAGUAACAUCUGUGAUUAGGACAGCUCCAUCACUAACUCACUGACUGAGCUGUGAGGUCGAGGCAGGAAGGUACGGUUAUUUUCUCCUAAGCUGUUUUUUUAAAUAUUGGACUAAGAUCCUUUGAGGUUUACGAACCUUCAUUUGACUUAUUUUAAUCACCAGAAGGUUUUGUGAGAUAACCUGCUUCAGAUAAUCUUUAUUUUUGCAGAGAUUUAUGCCUGAAAAUCUCAUCAUUCCCGUACUUUGGUGUCAAAGAUAAUCGGCAAACCUUCCAAGAAAGAAAUGAAGUUCAUGAUCUAACAUUUCUCCUCUUUCAUCAGAAGUUAGAAUCAUUUACAGAGAAAUGAUUUUGUUUGAAGAACAUCACAGGGAGAAAUAUUUCGUCCGUUUCUUUAAAUAAAUCCCAGAACACACAAACUUCUUUUUGAGGUAAAGGAAGUUUUUCUCUCCGACUGACUGAACUGAAGUGGAUUUUUUAUUCCAGGACCGUUUCACAUACCGAGGGGACUCUCACAGUCAAGAACAGAUUAAAUUAGCCUUAAUCUAAAUUCAAUCAAAUGUACUCUGCUGUUGUCAGUCUUUUAAGUCCGAAGUGAAAAACGACUAAAGAGAAAUGAGCUUUACAAACAUUGUUUGACGUUUAAAUCACAUUUCACUCUGUAGCUUUCUAAAUUAGUUUUUGCUCCUUUCUGAUAAAAAAAAAAAACUCCAAGGGUUUUUUUGGACGUUAAAAAGCAAUUUGGGAUUUUAAGUGUGUUAUUGAAGACUUGCCAGAAGUAGAUGAAUAAAUGUAAUUUGUGUCACUCAGUUUUUUUCCGAAGCAAAUCUGAACAGAGACCUCUCAUGUGUCAAAAUAACUGAACCUCCUGGUGUGUGUUUCCAUGUGUGUGUAGGUGGACCUGGGUCCUGAUAAAUUCCUGUCCGACAAAGACCUGCAGUCUGCCAUGAAGGUGCUAACCAGCUUAUCUGUGAGUACACAGUUUGUUUGUCUUUGUGUGUGUAUGAAGUAAAAGUAGAGAGGCACUGAGGAGGAUGAUUGUGUACAUGUGAAGGAUCAUCGUGACCCUGAAAACUGAAGGUACUCUAAGCAGAAAAAGACACGUAAGAAAGUCGGGAGAAAUAAAUCUACAGCCAGAGCUCCGAGGUCUUUUCUACGAAAGAGGAUAAAGGCCACAAGAAGAGAAAAAAUCAUUACAGGAAGGAGAUUGUUUUGAUUUCCAUUUCGAGAUUAAAGUCGAAAUUUCGUGAGCAAAGUCGAAUUUAACUUUGAUUUGAAUUUUGAAUUCUGUCCUUUAAUCAUCAAAUGUCUCUCUUUCUCUCUCCUUCUCAGACUCCAUAUCUGUGUCCGCUGUCCUUCUCCAGCACCAGUGAGUCUUCAGCGCUGCUCAUCCGACCGUUCAGUGAGAGAGGCUCUCUGAGAGACCACAUAUGCAAGGUACACUGUGAGCGUGUGUGUGGAGAAAAGCAACAGUUUACUUAAAUACAGGUGCUCAUUGGACGAAUGAGCAGCAUCCAACUUCUCCAUCCCACUACUUUACAGUUUUAGUCUCAGAGUUUAGGCAAAGUUUUUACAUUUCAGAUGAAAAAAACACAAUAAAUAUAAAUCCAAACAGAGAAGAUAAAAAAGCUUUUUGUAGCUCCAUGUACAGAAAAUGUUUUUGAUAAUGAUUUGAUCCUCAGUACAGUUUAGAGACACGCUGACCAUAUCCUCUGUCUGAGCAGGUGAAGCCCAGAGAGAGUUACCUGAAGAAGUACUGUAACCCAAAGAAGAGUCAAGGCCUCGAGCUGCAGCACAUCAAGCUGUACGGACGACAGAUCCUGGAGGUAGAAACACACACACACACACACACACACACACACACACACACACACACUCAUUAUUUGUUUUUGUCCUUUUUACAGUAUAUAUGUUUACAUGUGUGUGUGUUUUCAGGCUCUAAAGCUCCUCCAUGACGGCGGCAUGUUUUUCGGUCACCUACACGCGUCUAAUGUAAUCGUGGACGAGGGCGUGUGUCAACUGACAGAUGUGGAGAACGGCAUGCUGGGAGUCCCCUCAGCGCUGCGGCCGGCUUUCACUCAGCUGAGGAAGAUCAAUGUAUGUAAACACAGUUAGUCAUAUAUUGUGGUGCUGUACCUUUUUAUUGUAUAGCACUUAAAACACAUUCAGUGUCAGUGAGAUCUAGCUCACAGAAGUUUACUGUAUAACAAACCAAAAAGUUCUACUUUUAACCCAAAUCACAGUUAAACGUCACAAAUAGUUAUGAAUAAGAAAUAAACAAGAAUAAAAGUUGAUCAUACUUGUACUUAAAUCUGUUUUAAGUCCAAUUUUAUGUCUUUUUAACGGAACAUUUGUGUCUCAUGUCUUUGAAGAAUGUCACAGAAACAUGGUCGUAUUGAUGUUCUUCAGACAAAUAAGACUACACAGGAUUAAAUCAUUUCCACAAUCUCUUAAAACUCCAUUGUGUUCGUGUGUGUGUGUGUCUCCACAGAGCACAGAAAGUAUCGACGUCUUCUCUUUUGGACAUUUACUGUACGAGAUGACGUACGGCCGACCUCCAGACAGCAUUCCUGUCGACCAGUUCCCCCCUGUUCCCUACACAACUGUGGGUCAGUAUUCAGAUAAAUCAGUGCACACACACACACACACACACACACACACACACACACACACACACACACACACACACACACACACAAAUACACACUGUCAUGUUACCUCUUUUCUUCAAACGCUGACACAUCUGGAUGUGACGCAUUAAUGAAAUUUCUAAAAAUGUCCAAAUCAUUCCCAGCUGCUCCUGGUGAUUUACUGUGUUUAUGGUGUGUGUGUUUGUGUUUCUCAGUGUCGGUGCUGCAGUCCAUCCUCUCACCAGAAGCCUGUAAGGGAAAGAUGCCGACAGUGUCGGAGCUCAUGCAGACACCGUGAGUUCACCUGAUUGAAAUAAACAGAAAACCACAAACAGCCUGUUUAUAAUCAGAGGACACUUUCUUUUUAUGCUGAUGAUGCACUGAACUUCAUUUUUCUUCAGCUGAUUGCACAUUAAGACUACAUGAUGGGAUGUUUUGUUGUCAAGUAAUACGUAGCUGUAAAUUAGCAUAUUGAGUCACAGUAUAUAGUAGUGGUGCAACGGAUCACAAAACUCACGGAUCGGAUCGUUCCUCGGAUCAAGAGUCACGGAUCGGAUCAUUUUUCGGAUCAGCAAAAAGAAAAAAAAACAAGACAAAUAAAAUAUAUAAAAGUAGUGCACAGGGCAUAAUAUCUUCUUUUUAACAUAAUUAUUAAUGACAAACAACUUAAAGUACAAUAUGCAGGCAUAUCUCCUUCCUUUAAAAUGUAACAAUGAACCAAAAAUGAAGUGUGUGCGCGAUGGGAUGUCGUAACGUGGCUCAAGCACUUUCAGCAUGUUUUUAAAGCCCUCGUUUUGCACAACUGAAUACGGCCUCAUGUCUGCAGCUAUAAACACACCGAUAGAGUUUGUGAAAGCUUUAGCCUGGUCGGAUUGCGCAGGAAGAGGCUGCUUAAAUGCUGCGGUGAUGAGCGGUUGUUGGGCAGCUUUCGUUUUAUCUCAGGUGUUAUGCCAAAGAAUGCACCCCUGCCGUAUAGUGCACCCCCUAACGGGAGCGCGGUUGAAAGUACAUAACAAGGCGAAAUAAUACAAGUUUUCCUUACGUUGGAUGUAUUCAACAGCGUUUGCCUUUAAUAAUUUCAUUCAGGCUAUUCAUAUCAAAUAUGAGAUCAUUAUCUCCACUUUAAGAAGCUAACGGGUGGAGGGGAUGCAGGGGGUGCGUUCUACGGCAGGGGUGCAAUCUACGGCACAACACCUGUCAGUAAAACACCCGGGUGAUGUCGCUUCAAAUGCGUGAACAUGCUCGAUGUGUUUCCACUGUCAUGUGGCUUUCUUAUGCCACAGUGCCUACACUCCGUCGCAGUUUUGUACACUGACCUCUUUCCUUCUUCAUCAUAAUUGACAGGGAAGCCAAAAUGCUCCCAUACAGGGGAUUUAAGUGUCGCGGGGCGUUCGAGCUCCUCCCUUCUCCGCUUUCAGAAAUCGAUCCGCGGAUCACAUGUGUGCCGAACCGAAUACGUCGAUCCGAACGGAUCACGGAUCAAUGAUGAUCCGUUGCACCACUAGUAUAUAGGGUGUACUGUAGUGCAUGGUCAUAUUUGAAAAUGUCAUACAAGAGCAGACAGAUCCCGGGUUGAUAGAUUUAAUAUUAUGAGGUAAAACCAAUGCAGGAAAAAAGAGAGAGAAAAGUAACUGGGAGCAGGAUUUUCUGUUGCUGUUAAGUCCCUUUUUUGUGUUUUGCAGGUUGUUCAGUGACGUCCAGCUUCAACACUCAGAAAAACUCCAGAUCAAGGUAACCAAGGUUACUCCUCAGAAUUCGUCCGUUAAUGAAGAGAGUAUUUCACUGCAGAGUAUCAACUCAGGUAAAAAUAUCUGACUUCAUCCUCUCCUCCAGAUUCCCAGCAGGCUAAAAGAGGCCCUGAAGACAGCAAAGGAGAGUCUGGAGAAGAGGCUGCAGGAGGAGCAGAGAGUGGUAAGCACUUUUCUUAUUAGUGAAUAUUUGUGUAUUCCCCUGCCUUAAAGGUGGACUAUAUAAACAUCUUCUGUUUUAAUGUUUGAUUAAAGCUCCAUCAGCAUAGAAGGCUGACCAGAGCUCAGUGUCACCACGGGUCAGAGGAGGAGAGGAAGAGGAGGAAGAUACUGGCGAGGAAGGUAGGAAACUUCAUAACAUCUUAGCAAACAUCUUUGCUCUUUAUAAAGAAACCCUCAACAAUAAAGGCUUUAAUUACAAAGGAAAACAAAGACUCAUGGGAUACUUUUCCAUUGUUUUGUGUUUGUUUGAAUGAUGCGGCUUAGCCUUGGAUGAGAACAGAAACCCGCAGGAAUGUUCGACAGACUUAAAUAGACUACAUGGUUUAAAUGAGUAAAAAUGGGACAAACUUCUGCUGCAUGAGAAUAAACCAAAGUGUGAAAGUACGCUGUAAAAUGUCAAACUCUGAAACUAUGUUUUCUCGUUUUAGCAGAAGUCCAGACAGUCGGCUUUUGAAAAUGAAGAGGAUGUGUCCGUCAGAAACAACAAUAACUCUGGUAGGUUGAUAACACUCAAAGCUUAUGCAUGCAUGUGUUAGUUUUAUAGUCGCUGUAUUGUUCAGCAGUCAUGCUCAAUCCAAUGAGGGACACAGCCUUUGUUUCCUGCACAGACCGGUCAGGCUGAAUCAUCUUGUUUGAUUUGGUGCACAAAGAAUGACUUACUGUGUUGGACUGAAGGAUGCUCCUGAUGAACCCUGUGCAGCUGCUUUUAAAGGAGCCUUUGAAAUGAGACUGUCUUUGAUGCGCCGCUGUGAUGCAAUCAGAUUUCAAAUGCGCCCUUCAAAGAAAGCAGCCCUGAAUUUGGACGCAGCUACUGGAAGCUAGUUUAGGGAUUUUAUUGACUCCUUUAUUUGUUUUGUCUUGCAGUCUUUUUAAGUCAUGCAAAAAACAACUUUUAGAUUGUGAGGUGGCCAGGUUACACAUUAUAUACAGUACAGGCCAAAAGUUUGGACACACCUUCUCAUUCAAUGUCUUUUCUUUAUUUUUUUAUAUGACUAUUAACAUUGUAGAUUAUCACUGAAGGCAUUAAAACUAUGAAUGAACACUUGUAGAAUUUUGUACUUAUAAACAAAGUGUGAAAUAACGGAAAACAUGUUUUAUAUUCUAGUUUCUUUAAAAUAGCCACCCUUUGCUCUUGAUGACAGAAGUACCUUGUCAGGGUUACUUCAGGCACUCCUGUGAAGUUAAAACCAUUUCAGGUGACUACCUCAUGAAGCUCAUUGAGAGAACAGCAAAAGUUUGCAGCGCUAUCAAAAAAGCAAAGGGUGGCUACUUUGAGGAAUCUAAAAUAUAAUACGUGUUUUCAGUUAUUUCACACUUUUUUCUUAAGCACAUGAUUCCACAUGUGUUCAUUCAUAGUUUUGAGAAUCUACAAUUUAAAUAGUAAUGAAAACAAAGAAAAUGCAUUGAAUGAGAAGGUGUGUCCAAACUUUUGGCCUGUACUGUAGUUAAAAAAAUACAAAAGAUAAAUAUAUAUUUGUGGACCAAGCAUAAAGUUAUUGCAGUUAUUAGCUCAAAAAUACAUGUUGAUCUUUAUGAUAUUUGUUGAUUAAGUUUUACUGAACGGGUUUAACAACAAAACAUGAAAAUGACGUGACUAGAUUCAGAGUUAGCUGAUGCUGUAUUCUUGUUUUUUUUAUGAUAAAAUCACCAACUGUGUUUUUACUCAGGUUCUGGGGCCAGCUCUCCUCCCACAUGCCCCUCCUCCCCCACACCACCAUCCACCACAGGUACGUCCAUCUGUCCAUCAGUCUGUUUGUCCCUCUGUCUGUCCUCCCAUCAGUCUUACUGUAACAGAAUACUAGACAUGUUGGUUAGCACCCUCUAGUGGUGGCUCAAUGCCGUGUUGUGUUUUGGCUCUCAGCCCAGGUCAAUAACAGCAUCUUUUUUUUUAUUAACACUGAAUUGAAUCAGAAUUUGCAUGAGUGAAUAUGAAGUCUAAUCACUGAACCUGCCUGUCUCUGUCUCUCACCUCUUCUUCUCUCAUCAUAUGAUUACCUGGUUUUCAGACAGGUAUCUGUCUUUACUCUGAUGGUGUAUUGAUUUGUCCACGUUGUUGUGUCUUUAGACGACUUGUCUCAGGGUGGGAAACACCGAUGCUUCAUUUAUUUAAUACAACAACAAAUCCUGUGAAAAAACUCAAACCUUUAAGUGUUUUAUUUUCUCCUGAAUAAAUGUAUCAUGUAACUAGUUCAGGAGUAAACUGUUUACUGUUUAAAGGAGACCUAUUGUAGUCAUUUGCAUGAUUGGCAGCUUGAAAAACUCCUUAUUUGAAAACCCUCUUUCCGGAAUGAUACACAGUUAGACAAAGCGCGUGGUUGUUACUUUUUACACUGCUUUGUAUUUUUAAAAGCAACUCCAAAGUUUUGCCUUCACGUGACGUCUGAGGCUGCCUGUUAGCAACCACCCAGCCCAUCAUUCAGACCUGUUACCGUCCAGUAGCUGAUGUUACGUUACCUGCUGUUAUAUUGUUACUUGCAGCUUGUUGUUGUGAGCCUUCUCGGAGAGUCUCGAUGGAUGAUACAGCUCCAGAUUUCAGUGACAAUUGGCGUGUUAAUGGAGUUUGUAUCGGCUUUUGUUUACAAUACAGUCACAGCUACUGAACAUUGAUGCCCUGGAAACAGGAAAACUCUGUCUUCUGGUGUCUUUGGGAGGAGAGAGUAACGGGGGACUUCCCGCUUUUGAACGACUUCUUUAAAUAUUCAGAGGUUAAUUGAAAAAGUGCAGAGUGGAGGAAAAAGCAAAGCAGUGAAAUGAACUUUUCAGCUUCCAGGUUGGUGUUUUCUUUGACUGAGCUGCCUGAUGAUGGCGUCCUCUGUCAGCUUUGUCUUUAUAGGACGCCACAACCUGACAACCUGACUCAGGAGACCAGCAUAUCUGGAGAUUACAUCUCUUUCUGUGUGUUUUAUGGUGUGAAACUUAACUGUGGUUUAUUGUGGAUGUUGUCAAACAUUGUAAGAUUAUAAGUAUGUGUUAAAAUAGGUAUCGUAAUAAAAGGUUUCCUUUCAUUUUUAACAACAGCAUCAGUAAACCCUAAAACAGCUCGACAGUUUUUUUUAACAGAAGGAAACAGUUUUUCUGAAGCUGGUUUUCUGUGGAAAUAAAUACUUUAAAACAAUAACAGUGGAGCUCUUCUUAACCAAACGAAACACCAACAAUGUUUGAUAGUAGAAAUACGAAUAUACCAAUUUUUUUACUGUCGUCAAAUGAUUAUUUGUUUUCAGCAUGAAUCGUGAUGUUUGAUCAUAGAUUGACAGAUGAUACAAAAGCAUAACUGUGCAGUAGUUUUAUUUACACAGGUUUUCUGAUAGUUAACCCUUUUAUGACACUAAAGUCACAGAAAAUUUAACCCCUUAUGUCCCCUCAUGACCCUCCUUUAAAACGAUUAUUUGAUAGAUGUUAGAAAUCUCUCUGUGUCGUCUUCCUCUUUGACACGAGUUGAUCUUCUUGUUUUCAGCCGUUUCGAUCCGUCGGUUCGACAAUAAAAUGGAGUUCUUGUUGGAUGAUUAACCCUUCGAUGGUUUGGUUCUUUCAUGGGUUUUAUUGACAGUCUUUGUCCUGAAGCUUUCACAACAUAACAUGGCAUCAGUUCCCCACCCUGGUUUAGGUGUCUCCUUUCCUCUCCUCACCUCCUCUCCUUGUUUCUCCUCCUCUCCCUCUCUCUCCUUCGUCCCGGUGAAACUGAGUAAAUGCUGAUUGAACAGAUAAUUAUCAUCUCUUUCUCUCUCCUCCUUUUGUGCCGUCUCCACCAUAGAGCAUGCUCCAUUCUGACCGUGUCGUUGGGUAAAGUAAAAGAUUUACAGCCUUAAUGAUGAUGAUGAUGAUGAUGGUCUUUGCUGGUUUUUGAGGCUGUUGUACUCCCUGGUUUUCCCAGCAUGCUCCUUGUCCAGACCUUCCUCAUGAUCAGUACAUCUAGUGGGGAAAGAAACUAAAAAGAUCCAGUGUAGAAAAGAAAAUUUAAAACAGGAACCAAAUUGAUCUCUGCAGACUGACACGGGUUUUAGUUGUAAGUUGAGGAUUUCCGCACACUGGUGCGUUUAGAAAACUGCAGUUCAUUUGUGCUUCUCUAAUUAAAAUGGACUCAAAGGAUCCCCAAAGUGGUGCCACACACUGUCGAUGUUUAUGUCCGAAAGUUUGGAUUAAGUAAAAAGGGAGAGUGAACUUUUUCAGGGAAAAACUAAAACAAACUGAUUCAGAUCUACUCUGAGACUGUCUUAGUUUAUUGGUGUCUGUUUUUUUUACUUAUUCUAAAAUCUGCUGGUGGAAACAUGUCAAACAGGCUCUCUGUAGACAGGAUUGCGUGAUGGUGGCACUUGAUUACAUAUUGAUUUUGACAGUAUCAACCUUAUGAUAUAGAUUUAAACUAAAAGAGAAAUAAGUGGCUUAAACGUGGUCUGGAAUGACGAGGUUGCUGCUGGCUUGGAUCAGGGUGCACAAACAUCCUUCUAAAAACCUCACAAUCUGCAAUGAAGUCCAAACCUCACAGACACCCAAACCCCCUUGCUGUUCAGACCCUCAGGUCUCAUUGGAGAUUGUGAUCUGUCAGCUCUGUCUGUCAGUCUGCUGCAUGUCUGUCUGUUUCUGUUUUCUGUCUGCUUGUGCGUCUGGUUUUGAGGCGGGUUGUCUUUGUGAAGUCUAUCAGAUCCUUUAAAGCUCCUGUGAGGAGAUUGUAGCUGAAAAUGAAACGGACUGAAAUAAAUACAGAUGCCUUUAUACCCAAUUUAGCCACUAUCACCGUGAUGAUGGAUUAUUUCUUUAUUGUCUGAAACCGCCGGUGCAGAUUUGCAGUAGUUUACUGUAAAAAGACAGCAGGAUGAGAUACGCUGUUUACACAUAAUAGGAUCAAAUCAGCAGAGAGGAGGUAUCGCUUUGUCCACAGGGGGGCACCAAACUCAACACAAACCAAAAGUUCCUCACAGGAGCUUUAACCUUUCACUUUUGAUGAGAAACUUUGUGGACACUCUCCUGCUGAAUCAGGUUCAGGUUUAGUCCAGUUUGUUGAGCAGGUGACCUGAUCAGAGGCCGAAGUCCUCAUCACACUUGAAUCCCAGUUCAAGUAGGGUUCAGUAUGCGUGUAUCUCUCCCCACAUUUCCUGUUUCUCUCUCCCAAGCAGCUGGAUCCAGUGAAGGCCAAAAUCAAACAGCGAUCUAAAAAGAGUUUUAUUAUUUUUUCAUAUUUUGAGGUUUCACAGACAGUUUUGCUCUGUUCAGAUAAUGCUUCGUCCUCAAACUUUUUGCACUUAUUUUGCUUUCUUAAUACUGGCUGUCUGAAGCAGGUAAACUAUGAAAGGUGCACAGUUAACCUUUGAACACGUGUAAAGCUUAUACCAGGAUGGGAUAAUCCCGCCUAAACCAGCCCCCCAAAAGAAUCAAAGAAAACGCAUUUCUUAUCUUAAGGGCUUGGAGUAAAAGAAAUACGUCAAAUUUCUUCACCAUGAUUCAGAUUCCAGAAGUAGAACCUUCUGAGGUAAAGGUGAUAGACACUCAAAUUUUACAGUAAAACAUCAUCGUUUUGGUCAGGUAUUUGUGUAAGUUCAUUUUUCAGACGUUGUGUGUUUGCUGUGUACCGAAAGUCCAGUGCAAGGUUCAAACAUGGUGAUAAAGUUUUAGAUUAUUUUAUAGAUCUUUUCACACAGAUUUCACCAUCAUUUGUGAAAUGCUGACACAGCUGGACUCUCUGCAGGUCAAACUGUAAUGUGAGUUCAGAGUCAUGUCAGUAUUCACAUAAAUGAACACUGACGCUGCUGGAGGUCAAUCCUGGAGAGAAUCCUUUAUCAAAAAACAUGUUAUUAUUGUUAAUGCAGUACUGAGGUGAUGGUUUCUCCAGGUUUGGACUCCGUCUGUCAGACUGACGGAUGCUCGUUCAUUAAGUUUCAGACAAAAACACAAAGUGAAGUCUGUGGAUCCACUCUGAGCUUUUCCCCCCCUGCUUCACAUUCAUGUUGGUGUCCCCAACAUUUUGCUUCCCUGCCUGCAACCACUGGGUCUCUGUUCAGUGUGGGAUGCAAAAUGGCGCAGCUGGAAGUCAUGUACCAGGUUUAAAUUCAGUUCACCGUCAGUUCACUCUCUGUUAAAGCUCACAGAUUAAAGUUGGGCUAAACUUUACCUUAAAGACACAGAACUGAACGAACUUUGUACAAAUAAUUUAUUGAAGAAAGGAACGAGUGUUGUCUUGAGAGUCAUCCAAUCAGAGAGAUUCAGAUUCUGUUGCCAUGUGAGUUAUAGUGAGGCGAAGAUUGAGGUAGAGAACUGCAGGACUCUUUGCAUCUUUGAUCAGAUUGAUUAUGAAAUUCUAGAACUCUUGACAGCAGCUGGGGUUGAUGGGUAGUGUAGUUUUAAAAGAUAAACUGAGUAUUAUUAGAUUGAGCUUUUAAAAUGACUAUGAGAACACUUUUGCAUGACUAAAUUUAAAUAUAUUUACUCAAACCUGUUCGUGACCUAUAGAUGGGUUGAUACUGAUGGUGAACUGAGUUCGACCUGAACCCUGGUCCUGGUGCAGGAGCUGGUUUCACAAAGAUAAACAUUCUCCAGAGUCCUGGUCACUCUGCGUAAACAACUGAAACAGAUUGUAUUGCUUUAAGUCAGCCUUGAAAUAUAACUAUGCAGUUUUAAAAUUUAAUUGUCAGUUAAAUAAGAGGUGAAAUGAGGUCGUGUUGUUGACCACGAUGGCCUGUGAGGUCAUUAAAUGCAUCAGAACACGUGGACAGAGGAUUCUUGAACCUUCUAAUACCAGCUACCAGCAUCUCCCCUAGUGUUUUGGGUUGUUCACCAGGGUCUUCAUCCAUUGUUUUCUUCUCUGUCUGGUUUGAAUUGUUGACUGCAUUGCUCAACGCUGCCCUCCCACAGUUUGGAAUGGUACUGUAACAAGUGAUCAGUAUUCAAAAGCUUCCAGAACACAUGUAGAAAAACAGAUAAAAUAAGCUCAGAGUUCAGGAGAAGGCCCUGUCCAUUUCUCUUUAAGUAUCUGAUAAGCAGUAUACAGAAGCUUCAAGUGGACACAGGCCCUUAAAAUGUGAACUAUGACCAGCAUGAACCUCUCUCUGUGAAACCAGCUCCGAGGGAAAGUGCAUGUUCGACAGACACCACAACCGUUCCUCCAUUUGGAAAUCAACAUCUAAAACCUCCUCUCAUUCUCCUCUUUCUUAUUUCCAGGAGGCCAGACUGCUCCUCCCCCUCCUCCUCCUCCACCUCCACCUCCACCUCCUCCUAUUCUGGACUCCUGCCCACCUCCUCUGUCCCCCCCUGAUGGAGCAGGAGCAGGUCGCGGCGCUUUGCUGAGCUCCAUCCAGACUUUCAGUAAAGGCAAACUGAAGAAGGCGCAGACUGUGGACCACAGCAAACCCGUCAUCUGACCCCGCCCACCGCCUGAACCCGCCCUCCACUAUGGAGCCCGUCACUAUGUCCAUGCACUGGUUCUGCUCUGUGGUCUGGACUGGUUCAGGUGUUGCUUUCUGUGAUGUGAAAGGAAUCACUAACGAAGAGAAAACCCAAGUACCGUUUUGGUUUUUAUCGUUUUUUUCUGCUUUUCCUGCUGUUGAAUUUUUAAAAUCUGUUGCUGUGGUAAAAGACAGCGAAGGACGGGUGGUAAAAAAAAAUGGCUGCUUCAGUCUGCAGACAAUCCUCUGGUGGUUUUCAGAUUAACCUGCUGCUUCAGCCAGCAGCCAGUCUGCUUCUCUUCUGCGCUUUUUGCUUGUAAAAUUUGCAUUUGAACGUUCGGAGUUUGAUUUGUGGGAGCCACUGUGGACGCUUCGUCUCAUUUGAGGAUGAGGUUUAACUUCCUGGAUCUAUUACUCUGAGGUCAGUGCGUUGACGCUGUCAUCAUGAUCCUUGAGUAGCUGAGAAACUGGACCAAACUCCAGUUUUCCCUCAUGAAAAAUCAUCUCGAUUAUUUUGACAUGUAGCCUCCAGACUCUACAGACUGUUCCACUGACGAGGAACACCUCCAUGAAAACUGGAGCUGCAACAAAUCAGCGUUAUCAAAUUAUUUCUGUUUCUAAUUGAGCCUUUUCUACUUCUUCAGUUUCUUAAAUCAAAUGUAGGAUUUUACACAGAAAUCUGACAAGAUCUCAAACAUGUCUGCAACUUGAAUCAAGGAAAGUCAAGCAGCUGCAUUAAAAGCACGAGAAAGGCAACUUAAUCUAAAAAAAUAAAUAUGAUUUUAUUUAUUGGAAAGCUAACAAAUCUGUUUUUACUUGUUUUAUGAGGUUAGGACUUAGAUUACAGACAAACUGGAGCGAUCAGAGGAAGUGUUGCACAGUCAAGCUGGAGCCUUUCUGCUGGUGGUUUAAGGAGGGAGAGAUUAUCAGUUUUGUGCAAUGAUUCACCUGCUCGAGAUUUGUGCUGAUGGCGUAAGAGAAAAGAAAAAUUUGGAUCCUUUUCAGUGUUCAUGUGAUCGAGAAAUAUCUGAAUUCCUCUGUUGAGUUUCUCUGUUUGAUCAACAUCAAGCCUCCUCAUCACUUAUAAUCGGUGAUAGAAUAGCUGUUUGAGACUCAAUCUGCCAGCGUGUCUAGUUUACAUGAGAGCAAAGAAUGAAGAUCAGCGUAUCAAGAUUUUCUCUCAAUUCUUUAAACUUUGCCAUAUUUACAGUAUAUUGAUAAACAAAUCAUUGACUGUGUAUAAAGAUGGACGACAUGCCUCCACUGUUGUGCAAAAGUGAAACCCAGAUGAUUUUUAAAACGGAUGUCGACAUCUUGAUCAACAAGUGGAGUCACAUAUUAAUAUCCCUCCAAUUUUCAAGCCAAUAAAUUCCAUAAAUUUAGCAAUAAAACGGUAAAAACCCCUUAAAUUAAAAUCACAACAGAUUCUGCUGUUGGUGUUAAUAGAUAUUAACUAUAAAAAAGACCUUGAAAUCUGUGGUAGUGUCUUCUCUCAUCCUCAUUCGUUCACAGAAAUGUCAAUCACUGUGUUAUGGCUUUCUCUUUUGGGAUCCUAAAUACUGACUACAACUUACAUCCUCAGAAAAUUAAACAUGAGGACGUAAUUCAGCGCGAUAAAAACUCAACUACAAAAAAAGGUGUUUCUUCGACAUGGUUUUCUACUUUGAUACAUGUCCCAUCUGUACAUAGGGAGGAAGUGGGCUUAUGAGUGAUACUGCAGCCUGCCACAAGGGGGAGUUUCAAAUCUUUUGGCUUCAAAUUUGGGUAGUUGUCAUGCCGUCCAUCUUUCAUCACAGUCCUGUGAUCCACAACUUUUUUUUUUGUCUGUUUUUUUUUUUUUUUUAAGCAGUAUUUUGUUUACGUGUGUGCGUUUAACUGGGAAGUUGUUGUGGUGCAAAAACUCAAACUUCUAAGUCUCAGUCAGACCAGAGAGGAUUAUAGGACAACUGGAAGCAAAGAUGCAGAAAGCUCAACAGCUCUAUCGCAAUGUAAGUUCAGCCUCCUGAGAUAAUGUGUCCUUAAUUAGAGAAACUAUAGCUGAUUAUAGAAGUGAAUUUAAGUCAGGCCUCUUUGAAGCAGCUGCUCUAUGGGAGUCACGUCUUUGCUUUGCGCGGUUUCAAACUUGCACAUUUGGUGUGAAACACUGUGAGGCAGAGAUUCUGUACUGUCCUAAACCAGACCACCAUGAAUCAUGGAUCAUGGGAGGUUCAGCUUUGACAACAUUCAGGGUCUGGAUGAAACAAUGAAUCAGUGUCUACCAGCUACUGUAGAGGGAGAUUCAAAAACACAACUAGCAAUUGUUCGAUUUUGCUUGUUUGCACCAGAAUCAAAGGGUUCUGAAUAGAAAUACAAAACCCAUAUUUAUGCUCUGUAUGCUUACGUUAGCUUCAAAUCAUAUGUAGAUAACAUUACUGCUCAUUAUUUUUAGAAUCAUCCAUCCACUCAAACAGGUUUAAGGAAUUCUUUCCCCCAUAUUUUUAUUUUUAAAAAUGACCUUACAAGACCUAAACGUUGCUACAAUGAGAAACCUCUUUACUGAGACUAGGGGUUAGAGAGUGGAACUGUUUUUGUUUUUUUAGAAUAAAGUCCUAAAAUACAUAAAUUAUCAUUCUAUUACAAAAAGUCUUCAAUUAACAGGAAUCAAGUCAAAAAAUGCUGAGAAGGAAAUGUAAAUUUACAAAUAAAGGUCACAAAUUUAUGAGAGUAGGUUAAUUUUUUCCAGAGCAGUAAUAAACAGCAAAUAAAUAAAAGUAUAUUGAAAGAUUAAAAAAAUGAAUAUUUACAGGAUAAAAAAAUGGCAGAAAGUCUUGUGAAAGUUGUUACUUUAUGAAUUCACAGUCUGAAAACAAAAUUUAUUUAAAAGCUUUCACUGAUGAUUUCUGUAAAUUUAUGACUUUACUCUUCGACUUCUGUGGAUUUAAGAGUUUGUUCUCAGAAACAGUGUUACAUUUCUGUGAGGUGGCUCUAACCCUCUGUCGUACUUUACAGUAAAGUUGCUCUCACUGUUUUUUAAAGUUUGACAAGUAAAGUCAGGUGGUCAGAGCUGAUAAAAAAAGGCUUUCAGUCCUGAGUGGACUUUUAUGUUGUCCUCUAAAAACUGGACUUUGAAACAGCUCAACUCAUUUGUGGGAGUCGAUGUUGGGAGUAGCAUUAAAUGCAACACCAAGAUGUGAUUCACCGCCAGUGAUAAAGAUCCAUAUCCAUGUGACAGUUGUGUAAUUUAUCCAAAAUAAAAUGGAUCUCAUUGCUGCAACUUUUAAGCCUUUUUCAGGAGAACAACCUGAAGUAGUUUGGAAAAUGAAAAACAUCAAAUUGGGGGACUAAAGAUGUGUUUGCUGUAGGGACUUUGAGAGAUUAAUUUACUCCCAUCUUAGAAAUCAGUCAUUGAUUUCUGAUCAAUAAGGUGUUAUUUCCUGUUAUCUUUAUGUGUUUGCCUCAGAUUCAGUUUAUCGUGCCAUAUGGAUCUUUGUGCCUCCUGAAUGUUUUGUUUUUCGUUCAAAUAUUGUUUGUGAUAAAGAGCUGUCUUAUGGGAUUUUAACACUAGAGCACACACGAUAUUCUACUUUAAUAUUGCUGUUAGAUUUUGACCAGAUCUGAGAGGCACCCCAGAGUGAGAAACUCCUGAUUUUCAUUCAUAUUUGGUUGAAAAACUACCUGACAAACAGUGAAGUGUUUUGUUUAUUCCUGUGUGUGGAGCAGAGCUGCUGCCCGAGCAGAUGUCAUGAUAUCAGGUGAAUCUGUCCACCUGAGGAGUCUGCUCUCUUCAAUCCAAGUUUGAGCUCUCAGAUUGUUUGUUUUAUGUUUAAAGAGUUUGUUUUUUAUUAUUCAGUGCAAUCCGGUCCAAUGCGAUGGUCUUCACGUCUUGAAUGGUCAUUGAAUUGUGUCUGAAUGUUUCUCUGCAGCACUUUACCCAGGGGGGCUGGAAGACAAGUCCAGAGGUGUUUGUGUCAUAAUGAAUUCCCAGGAAUGACGCUGGAUUAUGAGUAAGAUAACUCUGAAAAACCACUCUAUGAUCUCCAGGUCAUUUACAUUUACUACACAUGAGAUAAUGUUUCAGAAUGAUCUUUUUAAAAGUAUCUCCUCCUCAUUAAAGUCUUCAUUAAACGCAGCAACAAAAGGACUCUCCUCGUCAUGACUAUUGAGACUGACGUCUAGCAGCCCGUCUGUAAUGAGUGAUGACUGUAUCCAACUGAAUGAACAUUUGAUUAAAAAGUGGUUUAAGAAAACUGUGUAAGUUAUCUUUAUGUAAAUUCUGCUUUAAAAUGGUUAAUUAUAAAAGGC
Molecule: messenger RNA, 26165 nt
Organism: Xyrichtys novacula (pearly razorfish)
Lineage: Eukaryota; Metazoa; Chordata; Actinopteri; Labriformes; Labridae
Source: the annotation of a GenBank genome assembly